Messenger RNA from Oncorhynchus keta (chum salmon), 4380 nucleotides. RefSeq names its product indoleamine 2,3-dioxygenase 2-like. Gene Ontology annotation, molecular function: metal ion binding; indoleamine 2,3-dioxygenase activity; L-tryptophan 2,3-dioxygenase activity. The coding region runs from base 138 to 1355 and encodes 405 amino acids. The transcript has 10 exons. The record is from RefSeq and is a predicted model, not a curated record. Gene Ontology annotation, biological process: 'de novo' NAD+ biosynthetic process from L-tryptophan. Gene Ontology annotation, cellular component: cytoplasm. NCBI's taxonomy places the organism in Eukaryota, Metazoa, Chordata, Actinopteri, Salmoniformes, Salmonidae.
UAAUAAAGGGACAGAGAUACAGUAUAGCAAAACUAGCUCAGACACAGAUCACUCACAGAGGCUGACAUCCACGUGAAGCGAUCAUAACGUGUACACGAGACGAGAUAGAUAAGCAUAGAUACUGUACAGAACAGAGAAUGGGAGACGGAGAGAGAUUCCCCAGGUCAGCACUGCAGAUUGACCUGGACUGUUUCUUCGUGUCUGAGGAGUUUGGAUUCAUCCUGGAGCAGCCAGCAACAGACCUUCCAGAUUACUACCGGGUAUGGAUGGACUUGGCCAGCAACCUCACACCCCUCAUCCAAACACAUCAGCUGCGAGACCUGGUCAAUGAGAUGCCAGUGCUGAGUCCCCAUCUCCUAAAGGGCCACCGGGAGCUGAGGCUGGCUCACCUGGCCCUGGGCUUCAUCACCAUGGGGUAUGUCUGGCAGGAGGGGCAUCACCUGCCGGCCCAGACUCUCCCCAAAUCCCUGUCUCUGCCCUACUGGCUGGUCUCCAAGAGACUCGGCCUGCCUCCCAUCCUGACCUAUGCAGACUCUGUUCUGGUCAACUGGAGACUCAAGGACCCUACAGGGGACAUGGAAAUUGGGAACUUGGAAACACUGUUCUCUUUCCCUGGGGGAGAAAGCUGUAAAGGGUUCUUCCUGGUCUCUCUUUUGGUGGAGAGGGCUGCUAGCUCAGGGAUACAGGGGGCGUUUUCAGUGAUGAAUGCUGUGGUAACCUGUGACAUCAUCAGCAUACAGAAGGGCCUCUACAAAGUGGGCCAGUCUCUGAGGAAGAUGAAGGAAAUAUUUGAGCUCAUGCACAGGCAUGUGGACCCCACUGCAUUCCAUGGAACUCUGAGAAUCUUCUUCUCAGGAUGGAGAGAUAACCCCAUGCUUCCAGGAGGGCUGUUGUAUGAGGGUAUAGUUGAGGAGCCGAUGAUGCUGUCAGGAGGAAGUGCUGCCCAGAGUUCCUCCAUUCAGUGCUUUGAUGCGCUACUGGGCAUCUGUCAUGAUGACCAUGCAGCAUCUUUCCUGAAGCGCAUGCGGGAGUACAUGCUCCCCUCCCACCGCCAGCUGAUAGAGACUCUGUCUGGCUGUCCCCCUCUACGUGACUUUAUCCUCUCCUGCUCCAGCCCUUCUCUCUGCGUCAAUUAUGACUCCUGUGUGUCUGCCCUGGUGAACCUGCGGAGUUAUCACCUCUCUGCCGUGACCCGGUACAUCACUGUACCUGGUCACCGGGCCCGUGCCAUGCGCUGUCCACUCAACGGCGUAGGCUCAGCAUUGGAUGAAACCGGCACCGGAGGCUCCAGCCCACUGCCCUUCCUGAAGAGCAUCCGGGAUGCCACUCAGAGAGCACUGAUCUCACAGACCUGACUCACAUCACAGAGUCAACGCUGAUAUAGAUCACUAUCGUUUGGUUACUUACACAGCAUAUGUUCCUUCAACAUGGUGUUGUAUCAAACUGUCGCUGCUCUGCAAUUCACAUAGUAUACCAUAGAAUAAUUUCAGCACACCUUUCAUCAUUGUAUUGGCUGUAUAUACAGUAUAUAUCAUUAUGCUUGACUAUUAUAUUUUCUCUUGCUGUGGCAAACACUACAUAAUUAUUGUAAAUAUUACUCAAACUAGUUGAAAAUUGGGUUCUGGCGAGGGCCUACCCACUUCCAACACUGCCUAGUGCGUUUUAGUUUGAUGAUCUAUUUGACUAGGAAUAACCAAGAGAAUGAUGUAGAGCACGGCGGUCAAACUCAUUCCAUGGAGGGCCGAGUAACUGCAGGUUUUUUUUCUUCUUUCAAUUAAGACCUAGACAACCAGGUGAGGGGAGUUCCUUACUAAUUAGUGACCUUAAUUAAUCAAUCAAGUACAAGGGAGUAGCGAAAACCCGCAGACACUCGGCCCUCCGCAGAAUGAGCUUGACACGUGAUGUAAAGCUAUCAACUAAGCCAUCACAGCUAAAUGCUUUAUAUGCCAGUUGUUUAUGACCUAACAACACAACUUUAUGGUUGUGGAAAAUGUACAUCCCAAUCGACAUACUAACAUAAAAGACAUACAGAUGUAGGAUCUUCAUUUGAGCCAGUUUCCUUCAGCAGUAAAAUAAUCCUGCAAGCAACAGGAAAUGUGAAUUAUUAUGUGGAAUACAUUUUUUAUGAAGUUGAUACAAUUUUCUUUCGGGUGAAUCAAGUCUGACAUUUAAAGUGGAAAUUACAAACUUUAGAAUUCUUUCAACUUUCCAUUUCCUGCUGUGCACAAAAAUUCUCAGCAACAAAAAUAGUGAUCAAAUGAAGAUCCUACAUCUGUAUACGGUAUAUAGAAAUCUUAAAACAUUGAUGCUUAGGUGACAGUGGUGGUUUCUGUGAUAGGUAUUGAAUUGUAAAACAGUUUACCUUGUAAGCUUCAUUGUGGAACUCCAACUCUACCCAAAGUACAUCUUAAACCUGCCAGCAGUUAUUUGAAUCAUGGUUUAAAGGAUUCUAUGCUUGAGAAGGAACCCUCAUUCAUGAAGUGUCAUGUUGGCUGGCUUACAGUAGAUAAACCACAUGGUCUUACCAGCCAUGCUUUUGUAUGGGGUCUCAAAUGGUCCAAAAAAAUGAUGGUUGUUCACUGACUUCUUUUAUGGUUAUCUGUCUGUAGUAGUGGCCACAGUACUGGGUCGGGUUGGUAAAAGGGAUUGAAAGUGGAUGGUCCUGUGAUGUGCACAGCACACUUAACAUGAAAGUACCUGGCUGAUGCCAUAGCAAAUCCUUCACUGAUGUGGUAAACUGCAGUAGGCUACAUGCCUCAGCAUUGCCUCACAUUUCAACUUGAAACAUCAGUAUGCAGUUUUAGAGGGCUCGCUUGUCAAGUAGCUUUUAUGACUAAAUAUCCCAAUAGUGGAUAGAGUAAGUAUGGAUAGAAACGCCAUCAUCGCCUGGCUUUAACCACCAUGGGGAUGUGGGUAAUGAGAAGGCCCUUACAUUGUUCUAUAAAGGGAGAUUUUCUAUUCCAUCAAAUUCUUCCUGGACAGUUGACACGUACAAAAGCACAGUUAAACUCAUACACUAUAAAUAUCCUUAGGGACCUGAACCACUCAGCUCCUUAGGGAGCUGAGCCACUGAGCUUGCGUCAAUUAUCCAACCUGUUUCACCAUAGUAACCAUGGUUUCACUGCAGCUCGGGAUCUUAGCUCCACAAGCCGGAAGUGAGGGAUGAAGCAAUAUAGGGAGGGAGGUAGAGAGAGGGAAAUUACACCCUUGCAUUCAGGUGUCCAAGCAGACAGUAUCUUGGCAGCAGGUGGCAGGCUGGAAACUGUCAAACCUCAGGGCACACCAGUAGUGUCCCUGCCAGAGAGUGGGCCAAUCACAUUUAGAGAAAGAGAGGGCGAAAGAGUUCUGAGAGUGACUGGGCAGAACUCUACACAAUCCUACACUGCAGCUGAGCCCUGGUCAUGCUACAAGUCUUUCUCCCCAAGACAGGGAAGAGAGAGUAGAUUAAGACAUGUACUGUACCAUGUUGAUGUACCUACCGGUUCUCAGAUGGAGUCCAACUUUUUAUAUUCCAUCAACAUUGCUUUGUAUCAAACUGUCGCUGCCCUGCAAUUCACACAGUAUACCACAUAAUCAUUUCAGCACACCUCUCAUAAUUAUAUUGGUUUUUAUUGAAAAUGCAUUUUGUGUGAGGUAAAAACAGUACAAAAUGCAUAAUAUUGCACAUGAUCAAUGAAUUGCACUUCCUUAAGGUAUCACUAUGUGUCUGUCUUUCAGUAUGCUACAGCCAAAUAAUGAAAGACUUGGUAACCCAGUCGACAAGAACAGAUGUGUGAUUGAAUCACAUGAUGUCUGUGUGACAUUUUUAAUGUGAGAUUGAAAUGAUUGUCCAUAAACUAAUGGUGCAGUAAGUGUAUAGUUUUAGUGACUACAUCAACUGAAUCUCUCUGCUACCAAAGUUACUAUUUAUCACUGGUCUAGAAAUAUAAAGAUUGCAAGUUCAGUGCAUGGAUUGCUUCUCCUGGGUGGUGAGUUGAUUUCACCCCUAACGUAAUCAUAUAGGAGAUGGUAAUCAAAGGCGUUUGGUGCUGAUCAAUUGCAGAAUUAUAGCAUCAUGUGAAUGACCAUGUGGUCUGUGAUGAGGAUCAAUUAAGCCAAGUGUGUGAGAAUGUGAAAUACAUAUCGCAGAGAGAAUAGUGAUGAGUUUCAUCAUGUCUUUACAGUACAUUUCCUUGCUGUGGGUGAGAAUAAGUUAGUGCGAUGUUAGCCAGUACGUAAGUUAAAGACACGGAAAGCUUUAUGCGUGUGACAUGAUAAAGAAGUUGCAAAAUAUGCUUACCUUUUCAACUGAUAUUUAAGAAAAGCAUUUUAAGGUCAUUUUAAAAAAAAGUCUGCUGCGGGUUGAACAACACAGUAAUAAAACUUAUCAAUAAACUUUAA